Molecule: messenger RNA, 3435 nt
Organism: Rotaria socialis
Lineage: Eukaryota; Metazoa; Rotifera; Eurotatoria; Philodinida; Philodinidae
Source: the annotation of a GenBank genome assembly
AUGUCAUCAACAAGAACUGCUCCACGAGCAGCAACAGUUAAUAAAGCAUUACCAGCUUCAAACGCUCAUCAUACAAAUGGUUCAGCCAAUACCUAUGAUGUUAAUGAUUCAACGGUGAAUGCAAGCAAUAUAUCUGAAUUGGACUCAAAUCUACAAAGGUCAGUUUUAACAAAGAAUAUGUCUCAAUCGGAAGGCAUUUAUAGAAAUUCUCGAUUUGUUCAUGCUGUAACUGUUGGCUUAUUGGGUCAACCAGUUAUUAUUCAAACAACUGAACGAGAACGUUUUCAUGGUGUACUUGAAACAAUAUCGCCUAAUGGUGAUGUUCUUUUAUCAGUAGCUCAUCGAUUGGAUAAUAAUAAUAAUGAUAUCAUGGGAUUAUCCACAUCACUAAUCGAUCUAUUGGAUACAGUUGAGAGUUCAGCACAAUCCUUAGAUUUAAAUAAACGUAUUAUAUCAUCGUCAAAUAUUGUUGAAAUAAUUGCUAGUGAUAUCGAUUUAACUGGCAAUGGCAAAUGUAUGCUUGAUGAAAAUCCAAAAGUGAAUCAAUUAGAAGAUGAACGUUUCAAUCGUAUGGAACAUUUUUAUGGUUCUGACGAUAUUGAUCCAGAUACAUUUGAAGAUCUUGAUCUAGGCGAUGAUGGAAAAGCUGGUUAUGAUCCAGAAGAUAUGUUUCAUACAAAUCGUGAAAAAUUCAAUACAACAACGGAUUUUGAUGAAAGCAAAUAUACAAAUGUUCCGAUUCGUCAACUGACUGCUGAUGAAUUAGUUGACAUUGAAAAGAAAGUGUCGGAAAUUGAAAAAGGCGGACACACUGAAGAUGUUGAUGAAGAUGAUGCAGGUGUGAAACGUCCGCCUGAAUUGAAUCAAGCACAAAGUAUCGAUGAUGGAAAUAGUAAUACAAAAAAUAAUCAAUCGUCGCGUGCACAUCCGAAUGAUCGUCGAUCAGAAUUUCGUUAUGAUGGAGAAUAUAAUCCAAAACGUGGCAAUUGGCGCGAACAACGACCUGGCGCCGGCAAUAACCGACGUGGUGGUUCGAAUAAUUAUUCAAUGAAUAAUCCAAAAGCAAAUCAACGUUCCGAACCAACACAAUAUACAUCAUCACGCUCAUCUGAACAAUCAGUCAAUAAUCGUCAACAACAAUAUAAACCACGCAAUAAUCGUUUUCCAGAUAACCGUUCACCUCAUGAAGGACGAGAUUCACCAUUACAAAUAACAAAUGAUGAAGUAACACGUGGCCAACGAAUAAAUAGUGGUAGUUUUUCCCAAGGACAAAACUCGGGCCCCACAAGUCCAUCAACAGGAGUUCCGGCACGUACUAUCUAUUCGACAAACAAUCGGCCACCCAUCGGAAGAAAUUCACCAGCACCAUAUACAGGUAGUUCAUCGUCUCGAAAUAAUUCAACAACAACAGCAACAGCAACUGCAACAUCAUCAUCGCCAACAACAACAACAACAGCAGCAGCAACAACAACAGCGAAUUCUUCAUAUCCAGCAAGUUCUACCGGAACAGGAAAUUAUCCUCAACAAUCAAAUAAUAAAAUGCCCAAAAAACAAUCACGCAACGAACAACAAUCAACAACUGAUGAACCUGAUCAACCAAAGCCACAACGUAAUCAACAACAAACGCCUUCAAAUAACCAAUCAAAUACUGGUUCACUUAAUCGGCCAUCACAAUUGCAUACUCAACCGCAGUUAAGACAACAACAACAACAGCAACAACAAGCGUUAUUAUCUAAUACGAAUGUGCCACCUCCAUUAACACUUCCAACACCCGACGAUCAUUCAUCUAGUCAUGAUACAAUAAAUUCGAAUCAAUCGGAUCCAACGAUACAUGUAGCAAAUGCACCUAUUUAUACACAACAUACAACUGGAACAAUGACACCUGGCAAUGCUAAAGCAAAUUCAGGUUUAAAUCCAGAAGCUGACGAAUUUGUUCCUGUAUUUUCGCGUGAAAGCAGCUCUCGGCCAGAAUCUCGUGGAGCAUCAACCAACUCGAUACAAAUGAGCACAUAUAUUCAGCAUGCUCAUGCUCAUCCACAAGCAAUGCAACUUUUACAACAGCAACAACAGCAGCAGCAGCAACAACAACAGCAACAACAACAACAACAACAACAACAACAACAGCAACAACAACAACAACAACAGCAACAACAACAACAACAACAACAACAACAACUGCAACAACAACUGCAACAACAACAACAAGUACAACAUUCAUCAAUGAUUCCAUCAACACAUCCUCAAAAUGCAGCAGCUCUAUAUCAGCAAUAUUAUCAACAGCCAUUUGCAAAUAUGGCACAAUUUGUUAAUCCAACAGCACAACAAAUGAAUGUUAGUAUGAUGGGUGCUCAAAUGAUGCCCCAACAAGCACAACAGCAAUUAGCUGGUAAUGGACCAAACGCAAAUACACCAGGUGCAGGUGGAAUGACAACACCAAGUGGUGGUUCUGGUCCAACAUAUAAAACAAACAAUAAUGCGGUACAUAGUGGAGACGUUGGAAAUACUGGUGUUAAUAAUGUCGCACCGAAAAAAGCUGUAGUAUCAGUUCAACGUGCCGAACAACCUAACGUAACUCAACAACAAGUGACUGGCGCACAAUCAAUGGUUUAUCCAACUACAUCGAUUCGAUACUAUCAAACUGAUUAUAUGGGACAACAAGCUGCUGCUGCUGCCGCUGCUGCACAGUCCAUGCAAUUACAACAAAUACCAUUUUAUUAUCCAAUCAAUACACCUGGUCUUAUCCAAGCAGCUGCAACAGCAGCAUCGGGUGUAGGCCCACCACAAAGUAUAAUGAUUCCAUCAACUAGUUCAUCAGCUGGACCCGCUACACCAGCUGCACAGUCAAUAUACUAUCCAGGAAUUUAUCCAGAUCCACGCAUGUAUGGAGUGUAUCCAUCAGCAGCAUCUGUUAAUCCAGGUGGUGUCAAUCCUAAUUGGCAAAUGACUCGUUCGCCUCCUCAUCAGCAACAACAACAGCCAACCGAUCAACAACGGGCUUAUGUUGGUGGACAGAAUGUUGUAUCUCAAGUACCGCAACAAACAGGUGUACCAAAUAAUGGUGCCGGUGGUCGAUCAGCAUCGACAUCGGGUCCAUCAGGUCAAGCUGGUACUGUUACUGGUGGCCCAUCGAUGACACCACAAUAUGCAUUAAAUGGAAGUGUACAGGCUACUUACGCAUAUGGAGCACCGGGUGCUUGGUAUUCUGCUCAAGGGCAAGUUCCGUCACCUCAAACGAAUAUGCCUCCUCAGGUGAAUCCGUAUGGUAUGAUUUAUGAUCAAUCUCAGCAAGCACAACAACAACAACAACAACAACAGCAACAACAACCAACAUAUGUACAUCAAAAUCCAUACGAAGCUGCUUACUUUCAACAAGCACAGCAACAACUUACACAGCAAGGCUUGGAUACAGUGCCACCGGGCAAUUAUAAUCGCUAA